Messenger RNA from Aspergillus wentii DTO 134E9, 1249 nucleotides. RefSeq lists its product as uncharacterized. NCBI's taxonomy places the organism in Eukaryota, Fungi, Ascomycota, Eurotiomycetes, Eurotiales, Aspergillaceae. The transcript has 4 exons. The record is from RefSeq and is a predicted model, not a curated record. The coding region runs from base 311 to 991 and encodes 226 amino acids.
CCUAAUGUCUCGACUUCCCUGUCGCGCUGCCCAGGUUUAAUUACCCCCGAAUCCUUCGCUCGCCCAACUAAUUCCUGCAGAGGGGCAAUGCUAUUGAGAGAAAAUCCCCCUAGAAUUGGAUGUCUCGCCUUGCAGGUGCGGAUGUGAUGAGUACAAGCGAGGGCAGGUCGAGGGUUUCGCCAGCCCCCACAAGGGAGGAUGCGUGUGUAUUUAAAAUUGAAUAUACCCAUGUUUCUCAGCACGAUCCUACGAUCAUUCCAAAUCGAUGCGUUCUCUCUCGUUUUCUUUUUCUUGCUGAAGAAGUGUCAAGAUGCGGUGUGAAGAUGGCACCGAGGGCUGUUUUGGCCCGUCCAACGAGAGUCUCCGCCGGUCGGUCAUUGUCUCGCUCGUCUUUGCGUUUUUCCUGUCGACCGUCACCGUUGCGUUGCGGCUGCUGGCCAGGAGGAUCAAUGGGACGAAGCUGUUUCUCGAUGAUUAUCUGAUUCUGAUGCUGUUCAAGUAUGGUUGCUCGAUCGGUGUUUGCAUCCUCCUAUACAAUGGCCUUGGAUCGCACAUUACCGAAAUCCCCCCAAAGAACCUCAUCAUCUUCGCCAAGAUCGGCUACUCCAACUCCUUCGUCUAUACCGCCUGCAUCGCAUUCAUCAAACUCUCCAUCCUCACCCUCUACAAACGCCUCUUCUCGACCCGACGCAUGAUCCUCGCCUCCAACCUCAUCGCCACCUUUGUCAUCCUCUGGGCCAUCAGCAUCUUCAUUGCCGGCGCUCUCAUCUGUAUCCCGGUCAAUAAAUUCUGGGACCAGUCCAUCCCGGGUCACUGUCUCGACAGCGCCACGUUCUACUACGCGAUGCAGAUUCCGAACAUCUUUUCCGAUCUGGUGAUUCUCAUCAUGCCGAUGAAGAUUGUCUGGGCGUUGCCGAUUCCCAAAACGCAGAGGAUGCUCUUGUCGUGCGUUUUUGUCGUGGGUGGAUUGUAUGUCUUCCCUCUCUACUAGGCUUGUCAAUGCUAACAAUAUAGAACUCUGGUCUUUGAUAUCGUCCGUCUCGUCGCAAUGAUCAAGCUCACUCAGGCUGGUCCUGACGUCACCUGUAAGUCUUCUCGUCAUACACCAACACCAACACAUCUAACAAUAUACCACAGACUAUCAAGCCCCCGCCGCACUAUGGACCUGCAUCGAAGCAGCCGUCGGCAUCACCGCAGCCUGUCUCUCCAACCUCCGCCCGCUCUUCAAACUCGGCUACCGCGGUGUCUG